UACUAAAAGCCACAAUCAACCAUGCGUUUCCUGGUAGUCUUGGCCUGCCUGGUGGCCGUUUGUGCCGCCGGCACUCUGCCCAACAAAGUGGAGCAGCGUCUGAUGGAGCUGGCGGAUCAGAAUGGCGACAUCGAUCUGUUCGAGGAGCCCCAAGAGGGAGUUGAAGUUGCCCCGCAGUUCAUCGUGUCCUGGCAGGCGCGUCGCUUCAUCCGCAAGUUGCAGAAGCAGAUGGAGUGCGGAUGGCCUCAGUAUGGCAUCCCAGCAUUGGCUCCUCUUCGCAUCAACGAAUUUGACUUGGACUUUAAGAAGGGCAUCUUCGAGACCCUGAACCACGUGUUCCGCUUGAAGAUCGCCGGAUUGGACGAUUUCAAGAUUAAGAAGUUCAAGCUGAACGUGAUCACCAGCAAGGUGACCUUCGAUUUCCUGUUCGCGAACAUCGACACCACCGCCCAGAAGUACAGCACUGACACGCUGAUCGAUGCCCUGCGCCAGUUGGGUCUGUCCGUGGAGUACGAGGGAGCUGGAGAGCUAUUGUUCGACCUGAUCAACCUGCGCAUUGCCGGCACCCUGAAGUACAAGCUGCCCAUGCUGUGGGGCUCCGCCAAGAUCACCUCGCUGAAGACCACCAUCUCGCUGGAGUCCGUGGACUCUGACAUCACUGGAUUCAUGGGCAAUGGCAAGAUCAACCGUGCCAUCAACAGUCAGCUGGAGAACAUUGUGGUGAAGGCCAUUAAUGGCAACCAGGAUACCAUUUCCGAGACCAUUGAGAACGCCAUCGUGCCCCGAGUGAACAAGAUGCUCAAGGGCAAGGACUUCUGGACCAUCGUGGACCUGAUCCUGUCCAGCAGCGAUGGCGAGAGCGAGAGCGAUCCGAUUGUCGUCGACUGCGAUCCAUCCGCCGAUCCCUGGGCUUAAGUUCUGAGGCGGAGGUCAAUAAAUACUUGUCGAUACAUUCAAUCAUUGGUCUACUUUUGGGGGUUGAUCUUUUCUGAAGCCCCAGUUGAAUUUCGUUUCCAGUUCCCAAUUUUAGUAUCAAUACAAUUGUAACUAUUAACAAAUAUAGUUUUGACAAUUUUUGAGCAAGA
This is a messenger RNA of Drosophila rhopaloa, 1085 nucleotides long. RefSeq lists its product as uncharacterized. The coding region runs from base 22 to 915 and encodes 297 amino acids. The transcript has 2 exons. Lineage: Eukaryota; Metazoa; Arthropoda; Insecta; Diptera; Drosophilidae. The record is from RefSeq and is a predicted model, not a curated record.